Molecule: messenger RNA, 801 nt
Organism: Diorhabda carinulata
Lineage: Eukaryota; Metazoa; Arthropoda; Insecta; Coleoptera; Chrysomelidae
Product: RNA-binding protein 48
Exons: 2
Coding region: 271-720 (149 amino acids)
Cellular component (GO): nucleoplasm
Molecular function (GO): RNA binding
Source: RefSeq, a predicted model, not a curated record
GUCUUGAGUUUUAUAGUUUUAUGACUUAAGUCUUUGUUUGAAUUCACGAAAAUAAUAGUUAAUGCAACGAAUACCAAAUUAGAAACAAAACGAUCAUUAUGUGCACCGCUUUACCGAAAUUGAUUGAGAUCUAUGAUUAGACCUAACUUCAGAUUUGACUAAAGAAGUGAGGUUAUAUUUAUGUUUAUAUAUAAUAUAAAACUCUAUAUUUUAAUCUUGAAUUGUUAAAUAAUACAUAAUUUUAAAUGUUAAGUAUAUUUUUUAUAAAAAAUGAGUGAAGAUAAAGAAAAAAUUCAUCACGUUCAGUUAGAAUUAUGUACUACAAGACCUGCGUAUCGUCAAGGGAGAAAAUUGACUGCAGUUAAGGUGUAUACUAUAAAUCAGGAAUCUCAACAUUUGUACAUAUAUGGUGUACCUUCAAUAGGUUUACGAAAUGAAUUGAAACAACUUUGUAUCAAAUAUGGUCAAGUUUUAAGUAUCACCGUUGUUGCUGAUGCAUCAAAUGAAUUGUUUACAGAGUGUUAUCAUGUCAGGUAUCAAAGAAUUCAGUCAGCUCGUAUUGCUAAAAGAUUAUUAGAUACAAAAUCGUUUUAUGGUGGUAUUCUUCAUGUUUGUUAUGCUCCUGAGUGUGAAACCAUACAAGAAACUAAAAAUAAGUUGUUACAAAGGAAAAGAGAUGUCUUGAUGAGGCUACCGAAACCAGAAAAUGAAAAAACUUGAAUUUGACUGAUAGUGUGUGGUUGUAAAUUUUUGAAAAUAUUAAAAGAGGUAAUUUUUCCUAUUAUAAAUGUAUAAAAAAUG